CCGGCCAAAGUCACUCUUUUUUUUUUAGUCGCGCAUCUUGUGUUCGGCUAAACAAAUCUUCUUGUUCCUCGUCCCCGGAUCAAGAGAGAAAUUACAGAUCCGUGGCUGCCUACUUGCUCCGAUCCGUCUCGCGCAGUCCGAUUCGGUUCCGCAGCUCCAUGGAUAUGGAGGUGGACGAGGAGGGACACGCCGCCGCCGCCGCGGGCGUGGAUUUCGUGGAGCGGCUGGGGCCCGACGCCUCAGCCGCCGUCUUCGCGGUGCUCCGCGACCCCGCCGACCUCGCCCGCGCCGCCGCCGUCUCCCGCUCGUGGCGCACCCUCGUCAUGGCGGUUCACUUGAGCAAGAUGCAGUGCCUGCGACUGUUUCCCGAGGUCUCCUGGUUCACCCGUGUUGAACAAUCAGCCACAUCUGCCAGUAGCAGCAACAAUGGCGUAAACGAAGAAGAUGCUGAAUCCACUGCUACUGCUUGGGAGAACCACAAGAGAGAGCAAAGGGUGUACAUGCGUCUCGCACAUGCUCUUCUGUCCCCUCACACCAGGAAGGGCUGCAUUGCCGCCUGCAUAGGCGCAUCCAGUACCGACAAUUUCCCCGAAGAGGGCAUCCAAAAUACCCUUGUGCCGGGGGAUCACAUGGACGAUAUGGAAUCUUACUGGUCCAGCGGUGGCCAAGAGGAUCCGGGGGCCCCGGAGUCUCUUGUGUACAAGCUUUGCUCGGAUCUUUGCAUCAUCGAUGAAAUCAGGAUACAGCCAUUCAGAGCGUAUCAACAGCCUGGCCACCCGAUAUAUUCAGCACGGUAUGUUCGUGUCAGGUUUGGCUGUCCAAAGUCGCCUCUACGACCUGAGGAUCUUGUAUCUGAAGAGAAUGAAGGGCAGUUGACUGCUGACGACAACUAUAUUUGGAUGUAUACAUCCUCAGAAUUCCCAAUGUUACAGAAGAAUGUUUUGCAAUCUUUCAAGCUUCCACGCCCAGCUUUAUGCAUUGGUGGAGUGGUGAAGGUUGAGUUUCUUGGGAGGAUUCAGAAACAGGUGUAUGAUGAUCUGUACUACAUAUGUGCAGCCCAUGUCCAAGUGUUGGGAGCUCCGCUGCCACGAGAAUUGGGGGCAGCUCCCUGCAAGGAUGGUAUAGUCCUCAAGUACUUUCCAGAGCAUGAACCAUCACGAGACAGCGGUUGCAGCCGACCCAAAUGGCAUGAGAUUGAAGCGAGAAUAUGGAGGGCACUUAAAGCUACUGGUCAAGGAAUUGGAUUCAACCAAGAGCUGCUGAGCAGGCUGCUAGGACCUUCCGUGUAAUUUGCGGUGGAUGAUUUUGUCCAUGGUGAAAACUGAUGGAGGUCGCUCGCCCCUUGCCUUCCAGCGUGUUCUGGGGCAUGUAGUGUGUUAUGCGCCAAGCAACCUUAUAGUCUUUUUGUCAUUCCAGACUAGUGGCUUCUCCCGAAUUUCUUCUCUUGUUUCCAUUUUCGCUGCUGGAUAAUAGCGUGUCUGUGGUAGGGGAUGAGAUGGUGCCAGUAGAGUGUAGAUUGGAAACGCACCCAUGAAUUGAAUUGAUAUAAUUGAAACUUGAGACCUGUGUUUUUGUUUGUUAGGAACUAUUGUGCAAUGCAGUACGUCCUUUCUUUC
Messenger RNA from Panicum virgatum (switchgrass), 1616 nucleotides. RefSeq names its product F-box protein At4g00755-like. The record is from RefSeq and is a predicted model, not a curated record. Gene Ontology annotation, molecular function: protein binding. Bases 159 to 1289 code for a protein of 376 amino acids. The transcript has 5 exons. Lineage: Eukaryota; Viridiplantae; Streptophyta; Magnoliopsida; Poales; Poaceae.